UUUGACCUUGCACUCCAAUCCCGGCUGGCAGGCAGAGGGACAGAGGGCCGAAUCACCCCAGAAUCAGGAUGUCCCACUAGGGAAUAGGAGUUUGCAUCCCAGUGGCUUCCAGUCUCUCCAGCAGUUUAGCAUCUCUGGCUGGCACAAUGCGCGUCGUGGUCAUUGGAGCUGGGGUCAUUGGGCUGUCCACUGCUCUCUGCAUCCACGAGCACUACCACUCAGUCCUACAGCCCCUGGACAUGAAGAUCUAUGCAGACCGCUUCACUCCGCUCACCACCACUGAUGUAGCUGCUGGCUUCUGUCAGCCCUACCUCUCUGACCCCAGAAAUCCACUGGAGGCGGACUGGAACAAACAGACCUUUGAUUAUCUCUUCAGCCACCUCCAUUCUCCCAAUGCUGAAAAAAUGGGCUUGGCUCUAAUCUCAGGCUACAACCUUUUCCGUGAAGCCUCUCCGGACCCUUUUUGGAAAGACAUAGUUCUGGGAUUUCGGAGCCUGACCCCCAGAGAACUGGACAUGUUCCCUGAUUUUAGCUAUGGCUGGUUCAACACAAGCCUAACUCUGGAGGGAAAGACCUAUCUGCAGUGGCUGACCAAAAGGUUAACUGAGAAGGGAGUAAAAUUCUUCCAGCGGAAGGUGGAGUCUUUUGAGGAGGUGGCAAGAGGAGGUGCGGAUGUGAUUCUUAACUGCACCGGGGUGUGGGCAGGGGCCCUGCAACCAGACCCCCUGCUGCAGCCAGGCCGGGGGCAGAUCAUUAAGGUGGAUGCUCCUUGGAUGAAACACUUCAUUAUUACCCAUGACCCAGAGCAUGGCAUCUACAGGUCCCCAUACAUCAUCCCAGGGACCCAGACAACUACUCUUGGAGGCAUCUUCCAGCUCGGGAAUUGGAGUGAACUAAACAAUAUCCAGGACCACAACACCAUUUGGGAAGGCUGCUGCAGACUGGAACCCAUGUUAAAGGAUGCAAGAAUUGUUAGUGAAUUUACUGGCUUGCGGCCAGUACGUCCCCAGAUUCGGCUGGAAAGAGAACAACUUCGCAUUGGACCUUCAAACACAGAGGUCAUCCAUAACUACGGCCAUGGAGGCUACGGGCUCACCAUCCACUGGGGCUGUGCCCUGGAGGCAGCCAAGCUCUUUGGGAAGAUCCUGGAAGAAAAGAAGUUGUCCAGGGUGCUACCAUCCCACCUCUGAUGACCCCAGUGAACCCCACUGACCACACUCCCCACAUGGACUCCCCACACCCCUUGGCCAACUAAUCAAUGUGCUCCUCUGUGAGCUGCUGCCCACCCCUCACCCCCAACCCUGACUUCUUCUCAGCAUAAGAUGAGAGAAAAUCAAUUCCUGGAGAAGAGCUCAGCCCAACCCGGGACCCUCUCUCUACCCUCUCUGGGUCUGACAUUAUGAAUAACAGCUGGAGGGCUUCCAAGGAUCUUCAGAAGAAAGGACAGCACUGAAAAUCAAAGAGGAUAGCUGUUUGAAGCCACAGAAAAUUGAAGAUAGUUGAGGUGAAGUAACUUGAUUACAAGUCAUACUAACAUAGUAAAGGCUCAGAAAAUUCCUGCAGCAAAGACAAGUAUUUGGCAUGUAAGCACGCACGUACAUACACACUCACACUGGGGCCACAUAGACAGGCUGAUGCACCUAAUGUGUAUGUCUUUAGGAUGUGGGAGGAAACAGGAGUACCCGGAGGCAACCCAUGAGGGCAUGGGGAAAGAUGUGCAAACUUUACCAGAUGGUGGCCAGGGUCAGCAAUCAAUUUUUUUCAUCAAUGUUAGAAUGAAACAACAUUAAAUGAGACAUCAUUUGAGUGUUCACGUAACGCUUCUAUUCCUACCCUGAAGUUGAUCAGAUUUUCAAUGAAUUCUUAGCAGCUUGAUGAAUUUAGAAAAGACUAUUCUUUCCUUGUUAAAUUGUCUUGGCACCUUGGUUGAAAAUCAAUUGACCAUAAACGUAUGGGUUUAUGUUUGGACUCCGUACUAUUGAUCUCUGUUUCUAUCUUUACAGUGGUACUCCAUUGUCUAGAUUACUGUAGCUUUAUAGUAUAUUUUAAAAUUGGAAAGCGUGAGUCUUCUAACUUUGUUCUUCAUUGAGAGUUUUGUGUUUUGGCUGUUCUGGAUCCUUUGCAUUAAUGUAUGAAAUUUGCAAUCGGUUUGACAGCUUCUUCAAAAAAACAAAAAGCCAGCUAAGAUUUUGGUAGAGAUUGUGUUGAAUCUGUAGGUCGAUUUGGUGAGUCUUUAGGAUGGCCCAAACUUAACAAUUUUAAAUCUUCUAGAUCAUGAACGUGGACUGUCUCCCCAUUUAUUUAGAUCUUCAAUUUCUUUCAGCUAUGUUUUGUAGUUUGUAGGUCUUGCAUACUUGAUGCUAUUGUGAGUGGAAUGGUUUUUCUCAUUGAUUUAGAAAAACUUUGUUCUCUGGCAUAGGGAGGGUAGGGGCAUUUGAAGUGGUUCAUCAUCAAAUAUUCUUGAUUAAUUGAGAAUGACUAUAUGUCAUGUACUACAUAUACAGAUAUUCAAAUAUAGACUAAAGUGCCACAAGUGACCAAGUCUGACUCUCCAAACCAUUGAAUCUUUGAGGAGCCAGAAGGUGUUUCAGGGUGCUCUAGAGCUUCUGGGUCGGCAUCCCAGAUUCCAGGUAUAUUUUACACAACAUUCUCUACAUCUGUCUAUCAGCACCCAGAUCACACUAUGGCAAUGAUCUGUUGACAGAUGGUCCCCUGCUACACUGUCAGGGCAUGAAGAUAAGGACCACGUCUUAAGAUUUUUGUAUCUUUAGUGUUAAAUAUUAUAUUACUCCAUGCACAGUGAUUGCAUACCAUGCUGAGAUCCACAAUAGAGAGUUAUGAUUAACAGACUUGAUCAUUUAUGUAUGUGUUGCUGUGGAUUCCAGCAACUCCUCUAUUGAAGGAGAAGCUUCGGCUGCCAUAUUUGUACCCUUUGGCCACCCCUCCUUGACACAACCUGAACCAGAACCAACACUAAACUGGGCUGAUCAGCUGAGUCAGAUACAUUUGCAGAACUGAGUUAUGAGGUCAUGCGGUCACAGCAAGCUGGAACCUUGCACACAGUUAUGCAUAUACAGUAGUCAAGUGGAGAGAGAAGGAGAGAGAAGGAGGCCCAUCUACAGAAGGAUAGAAACAAGGGCUACAGAUUCAGAGCCAGAGCUGCUUGGGUGCUGGGGUUCUGUUGUGUGAGACCAGGCUGCCCUUUAUUUCUUUGAAAGCUCGCUAGCCUUUCAGAGGCUGUCAUCUGGUAGCCCACCAAAACUAAUCUGCAGAUGACUUUCAUUUGGCUUGCACAUCAUUUUAACACUAUCAUUAUUGAGACAGGAUCUCGCUCUGUCGCCUGGGCGAGAGAAUGGCGGCAACUUCAUAGCUCACUGCAACCUCAAAAUCCUGGGCUUAAGCAAUCCCCCUACCUUGGCUUCCUGAGCAGCUGGGUCUACAGGUGUGCACUACCAAACCUGGCUAAUUUUUCUAUUUUUAGUAGAGAUAGGGUCUUGCUCUUGCUCAGGCUGGUCUUGAACUCCUGGCCCCAAGCUGCUCUCCCUCCUUAUCCUCCCACAGUACUAGGAUUACAGGCAUGAGCCACUAUACCCAGCCUCAUUUAAACAUUUUAGAUCCAACAUACUAAAAUUCGGAGAUUUCAUUUAAAAAUC
This is a messenger RNA of Nycticebus coucang (slow loris), 3653 nucleotides long. RefSeq names its product D-amino acid oxidase (gene DAO). Gene Ontology annotation, molecular function: FAD binding; D-amino-acid oxidase activity. The record is from RefSeq and is a predicted model, not a curated record. Bases 147 to 1190 code for a protein of 347 amino acids. NCBI's taxonomy places the organism in Eukaryota, Metazoa, Chordata, Mammalia, Primates, Lorisidae. The transcript is spliced from 11 exons.